Molecule: messenger RNA, 2215 nt
Organism: Rhopilema esculentum
Lineage: Eukaryota; Metazoa; Cnidaria; Scyphozoa; Rhizostomeae; Rhizostomatidae
Source: RefSeq, a predicted model, not a curated record
AUGGUUUGUCUUAAAAGCUCAGCUGCUAAAAAAAUUCUGAUCUUUAUUUUUUUAACAGGAUCAUCUGGGCUUGGAAAAUCAACUCUGAUAAAUACCUUAUUCAAAACAAAAGCAAGUAGAUCUACUUGCACUGAAAAUUUUAAUGGCAUUCCAAAAACAGUGCAAAUAAAAACAGUGACCCAUGUCUUGGAGGAAAAGGGUGUAAAUUUGAAGCUAACAGUCACAGAUACUCCUGGUUUUGGUGAUCAAAUAAACAAUGCUAACUGCUGGGAGCCAGUUGUUGGCUACAUCAACGAACAGUAUGACAAGUAUCUCAAGGAAGAACUUAGUAUCAAUCGACGAACGAGGAUUCCAGACAACAGAGUGCACUGCUGCUUGUAUUUCAUUGCACCAACUGGUCAUAGGUUGAAACCACUUGAUAUAUCAGUCAUGAAGCAGUUAGAUAAAUGUGUUAAUGUUAUUCCUGUCAUCUCAAAAGCGGAUACGCUGACCUUGGAAGAAAGGGAAGCGUUCAAAAAGCGAAUUCGUGAGGAUAUCCAUUUUAACAACGUCACAAUAUACCCAGUUGUCCACAAUGAUCUAACCGAUGAUGAAAUGAAAGUCAACAACAAAAUCAAGGACCAAAUUCCAUUUGCCGUUGUUGGAAGUGACAAGUAUGUAAAUGUUGGAGGAAAAAAUGUCCUCGGUCGAAAAACACGAUGGGGAGUCGUUGAAGUUGAAAAUAGAAUGCACUGCGAAUUUUCGAUGCUUCGAGACAUGCUUAUCAAGACUCACAUGCAAGACAUGAUUGAAGUGACUGCCUCCAUUCAUUUUGAAAAUUACAGACGAGCAAAGCUUACAGAAAUGCAUAACAAAUCGAUAAAGUAACCUUGGAAAUCAUAGAAAAACUAACAGAAUUUUUAACCAACUGGAAAUUCUAUGUGUAUAUGGACGUAUCGUUUUCAUAGAUUCAGUAAUACUAUUUUUUCAUAUUGAUGUUCUCCCAUGAUACUAAUUAUACAAUAAGCUUUUGUGUUGAUGAUGGAUAGAGCUUUGAGCACUAUGUUUUGAGAUUAAUAGAAAAUUAAACUGCGUAGAAGUUGUGUUUGGUUUUCAGUUGGCUAUGGAUGGUAACUUUUUGGCUGUUCUGUUUUUUGCCUGGCUUCGAGUCAAUUUUACCUUAAAUUACCUAAUUACAUCUAAGGCUCUCCAUUUACAACCCUGGAAAGUUGCACAAAACGCCCAAAACACAUGCUUGGAAAUAUGUUUGUGUCCCCCUCUCCCCUUUUCAGCAUGCAUCCCUCUUUCCCCCUUCAAUAUCUACCCCCCUCUUCUCCUUGCAUAGUCAAUGCACUCAUGGCGCUGUGUUUGUAGAGACAUCUAUAUUUACCUGGAGAGAGGAGGUGUCAAAUCACAAUACCGUCGGUCCAGAGUUCUAAGCAACUUCGAUUAUUAUCAAAUCGUUUCAAAUAUUGAAGCGUGCAGCUUGGAUGUAAGAACCUCCAGUCACAAAGCGAAAAUCUGCGCAAAUAUCUAGCAAUGGAUUUAUUUUUGGUUGGUUUUUAAACUAUUAGAAUCAUUGUUUGUACUGUUGUCUCGAUUUCCUUAUCGCCUUCACUCUUAAUAAGUAUUAUUUUUGUUACAACCCUUUUUACACUUAAGGCUUAUAUGUGGCGCUUACGAUAUUUCUUUGUCUUCGUUGCAUUGCGCUCAACGCCUUUUAGAGCCAGUUUUGUUCGAUCUUAGUGUGUACUUACAAUUCGUCCUUUUAUGUAUAUUAUCAACCAAAGGAAGUUAUUAAUUUCUUGAAGUCCUAAGUUUAACCGUAAGCCAUAAGUGGUUCCAGACUCAUAUACAAAGCUAACCACAUAGAGACUAAUAUUUGAGGUGCACCUUUAACAUUUAAGCCGUUUGUCUUGCACAAGUGGUGGGUGUUCUUUGGGCUAUUCGUUUUUUCGCGCCACCUUGUUGAUCAAAGAUGAAUUUGUCUAAACUCUAAGUUUAUUGUAUAGAAAAACUCUAAGGAAAUAUGAAGGUGUUUCGUUUUGGACAAUGUCGUCAUGAUCUAGACUUUUGCUGGUAUUGACUCUAUUCUUAUAACUAUUGAUAAUUAAUGUCUUACUUUAUAAUCCUUUGUUGUCCUUUCUUUCGGGUGUUUGUGACCGUUAUGUAUAGUUAUAAUUAUGAUAAUUAUAUUUAAAAUAUUUCAGAAUUCGUUGAAUAAAAAAUUUUCCAA